Messenger RNA from Aplysia californica (California sea hare), 3098 nucleotides. RefSeq names its product eukaryotic translation initiation factor 2 subunit 2. Bases 201 to 1184 code for a protein of 327 amino acids. Lineage: Eukaryota; Metazoa; Mollusca; Gastropoda; Aplysiida; Aplysiidae. Gene Ontology annotation, biological process: translational initiation; formation of translation preinitiation complex; formation of cytoplasmic translation initiation complex. Gene Ontology annotation, molecular function: translation initiation factor activity; mRNA binding; translation initiation factor binding. The transcript is spliced from 9 exons. The record is from RefSeq and is a predicted model, not a curated record. Gene Ontology annotation, cellular component: eukaryotic translation initiation factor 2 complex.
UAGAUCUAGAACUCUUUUUCUAGUCAAGUUUAGUUACCUUACAACCGGAAGUGAAACCGGUCUGAUGCAAGAUUUUGGCUGCCUCAAGCGUGUUGAGUGUAGGGAAUCCACAAUCUGCUCAGUUCAGAAACAAAUUUGAGUUUUUGACUGCCUUCACGUCGAAGAAAGUUACAUUCUACGGUACAGAUAUUUCAACCACGAUGGCGGACGAAGAUCUUCUGCCUUUUGACCCCACUAUGAAGAAGAAGAAAAAGAAGAAGAAGACAGGCUUUGACUUGGAUGCUGCCAUGGGAGAAGACAGUGGGGCUGCUGAUGGCCAGCCCUCUGCCCCCGCGCCACCAGUUCAAGAGGAGGAACCAGAACCAGAGCAGGAAGUUCAGACUGCACAGGAUAAAGUCUCUGAUGAUAUCUCCCUUGACUUCACAAACAUGAAAAAAAAGAAGAAGAAGAAAAAGACCUUUGAUCUGGAGGAGAUUGGUGAUGCAUUGCCUGAUACAGCAGAUUCUGAAGCAAAUCAAACAACCACAGCCACUCUUGAUGAUGACUUAGAAGAUCUUGACUUCACCAAGAAAAAGAAGAAGAAGAAGAAGCCAGUAACCCUCGAUGGAGGAGCAGAUGAUGCUCAAGCAGAUGACAAUGAUGAUCAAGGACUAAUGGGAGAUGAAAGCUCUGGUGGUUUGUGGCUUGGCUCAGACAGAGACUACACAUAUGAUGAGCUGCUGACCAGAGUGUUUGAAAUCAUGCGUGAAAAGAACCCUGACAUCAUGGCUGGGGAGAAGAAGAAGUUCGUAAUGAGGCCUCCACAAGUUCUUAGGGUCGGAACGAGGAAAACGUCCUUUGCAAACUUUGCUGAUAUCUGCAGAUUGUUACACAGACAGCCGAAGCACGUGCUGGCAUUCCUGUUGGCUGAGUUGGGUACAAGUGGUUCCGUGGAUGGAAACAACCAGUUGAUCAUCAGAGGCAAAUACACACAGAAACAGAUUGAGAAUGUUUUAAGGAGAUACAUCAAGGAAUACGUUACCUGCCAUACGUGUCGGUCAAGGGAGACUAUCUUGCAGAAAGACACACGCCUGUUUUUCCUCCAGUGUGAAACGUGCGGGAGCAGGUGUUCAGUGGCAAGCAUCAAGACCGGUUUCCAGGCUGUCACAGGAAAGAGAGCAGCUAUCCGUGCCAAGACAGCCUAAGUGGCGUGUACAGUGCUUAUGCUGUGGGGUGGGGGUUCCAUUUCUGUGUGGUGGCUGACACAGGCAGUAGGCCAAGCAUGGUGGGCUCUUGUAUCAGACAGUGUGAGCUUGUCAUGCGUGAUGGCCCAGGGCACUUUAGGUUCGGAGUUGGGUGUGGUUUCCUUUUGCCACAGUUAUUUUAAUCAAUAACUUUGAAAUUUAGGCUGUAAUAGAAAAGUUAAUAGUCUACAGACAGAUAAAUAUGUAGAAUAUUUUGAUGAUGCUUGGAUUUUUUUUUUUUUUUAAUCAACACAGAUAACAAUUUAUAACAGUAUAGCAGUAGUUACUUUGACAGAUCUAAAAGCAUCCGGUUUACAUAAAGAAAUUAGGGUUUUGAUUUCUACCGUAUUGGAAAUAGUAAUAUUUUGAUGCAGACUUUGGAACUUCACGAAAGACCUUGUCGUGUUGUAUAUGAGUGACUGACUCUGUGUGCUUGUGAUAUUUUUUUUCUGUCUGAGGAUGAAAGUGGGCUCAUUGGCUCUUGGAAUUGGUGAAUGGGAGUGAUGUUUGCCCUGUUCAUAAGUCACAUGAUGCAAUGCGGGUAGCAUGUGUCAGAAUCCCUUUCCUUGAGUCAAAAUGCUUGGAGGGGGGGUUUAUAACGGUUCUCCAUCUUAACUGAAAGCAUAAAAUGAACUGGUAGAGAGAAAUUCACCUAAUACUCAGAGGGAUAGAAGACCGUUUGCCUCAAAGUUUGUGCCUACCUUCUUUGGGAAGGCAAGCACUGAAUUUUAGGUCACUAAUGUAUUGCGAUGUUCAUUGAUCUUGAAGUAAUGAAGUCCUUCUCAAAAAGCUUGGAUUGUAAUUCCGUGGAAUGUUUCAUGCCCUUUUGUGGACUCAUUUGCUGUGUCGCCGGAUAAGGAGGGUUGAUAUUUUGCAUCUCUGUUGGCAGAACUGUUACUGUUUGGAGGCUCUGAAAUACUUGUAGUAUAAUAUGGGAUACUAUGGACCUGACCCUUACUUUGCUCAAUUCUUGACGUAAAUGUCAUGGUAUUGUACUGCUCGGUGGUUAGACCUAGAUCUAUUAGUUUGAUUUUCGAGGGUACUUGUUCUCCUGCAGCUUUGAUUACAAUGGAAGUGUUCUGUCCUGCCUUGAUUUCUGUCAGUUAUAACACCUCAUGGUUCUAUGCUCGUGAUUCUGUAAGCGAGAGAGUGAUUCUGCGUGAAUUUGGUUCUGAAUGUGAGACAGCGGCGUUUGUUUGUGAGAGAAGAGGAGGGCUGCAAGUUGCUGUUGUCAGAAGUGGAAAAGAAUAACUUAAGUUCUGCGUUGUGUGCAAAAUGUGUGAAAGGUAGAAUUAUCUGGAAUUUAUUUAUUUCAUAGAUUCUGUGCUUGCAUUAACUUAAAUGCAUCAGCAUUUGUCAGACAUUGUUAUGUACAUUACGCACACUGAUUCUAGUGGAAGUGGUGUCAUGAUUUUUAAAAUUUUUUGGUGUCAGGCUGUACUGUAAACUUUCUGAAAUAUAAAGUUAUUUUUAACUCUCCAAAGGUUUUUAUUCUUCUUAUUGAUAUUGGCUUUGGUUAAGGUUUUUCCCUCUUAGUCUUAGUAAUGUACAGCACAUAAGAUUUGAUUCUGGGUUUCAUUUGUGAUCUUUUUUCCUAUAUUAUAAAAAAAGCUAUUUUUCUAUUUUUCAGUGUGUAUGGGUAAUGUGUUAGGUCCUGGAACUGGGCAGUGAAAAAAGAAUUUUAAAAACAUUUGGGGAGAAUGCCUAGCAGGGAUUACAAGACAUGAAAUGAAAUGAAAUGAAAAUUCUCCUUUAUGGUACAUCAAUCUUAUUGAUCAAAUUUUUUUGUUUUUGGGAAGAGUGUUUGUCGAUUUUGAAUGCUGCGGAGCUGCGUUUGGUUUGAAGAGAAUGAAAAAUAAAAUGUUUGUACAAUUA